This is a messenger RNA of Dioszegia hungarica, 1551 nucleotides long. RefSeq names its product putative aromatic-L-amino-acid decarboxylase. Gene Ontology annotation, molecular function: pyridoxal phosphate binding; carboxy-lyase activity. The coding region runs from base 1 to 1551 and encodes 516 amino acids. Gene Ontology annotation, biological process: amino acid metabolic process. The record is from RefSeq and is a predicted model, not a curated record. The transcript is spliced from 11 exons. NCBI's taxonomy places the organism in Eukaryota, Fungi, Basidiomycota, Tremellomycetes, Tremellales, Bulleribasidiaceae.
AUGGACAUCGAAGGAUUCAGGAAAGCAGGCUACGCAGCAGUCGAUGCAAUCUGCGAUUACUACACCAACCUCAGCAAGAGGACAGUCAAAGCUGAAGUACAGCCUGGAUACCUCAUCGAGCAGCUGCCCCGCGAGGCCCCUUCAACAGGCGAAGACUUUGCGACCGUCGCUGCCGACUUUCAAUCGCUUAUCCUCCCCGGUAUCACCCAUUGGCAGCAUGGCAAGUUCAUGGCGUACUUCCCGGCAAUCAGUACUUUCGAGUCCAUGAUUGCCGAUCUGUACGCCACGAGCGUGUCCAAUCCAGGUUUCAACUGGGUGUGCUCUCCGGCAUGUACGGAGCUCGAGCAGGUGACGAUGGACUGGAUGGCAAAGAUCUUGGGGCUGGGCAAGGAGUUCCACCUGGAGCAGGGUAGCGGCGGAGGCGUCAUCUUGAACUCAGCGUCAGAAGCAGCGUUGACAGCGGCGAUCGCGGCUCGCGAGACUGCUCUGCGAGAGCUCACGUCUUCCGAGCCGGGAUCGACAGUAUCGGGUGGCACCUUCGAUGUACCCGAUGAUCUACGCGCAAAGUACAGCCCGAAGCUGGUGAUGUACGGAAGCACGCAGACUCAUUCCCUUGGCGAGAAGGCCGCUUUGAUCCUUGGCUUAUCCUUCCGAGCUGUACCGGUCGCUGCGGCUGACGGGUACGCUCUCAGAGGGGAUGCACUAAGAAAAGCCAUUGAGGAGGAUGUCAAGAAGGGGCUGAUCCCCUUCUACGUCAUCGCAACGGUCGGAACCACAUCAACCGGAGCCGUUGACCGCAUCGAUGAGAUCGGCCAAGUCGUGUCCGAGUACAAGACUAUAUCGCUGCAUAUUGACUCUGCGUGGGCUGGAGUCGCUCUCGCGCUAGAGGACCAGCGCGCUUUCCUCCGACUAGACGAUAUCAACCGAUACGCCACAUCGUUCUGCACCAACAUGCACAAAUGGGGCCUAGUCGCUUUCGACUGCUCGCUGUUCUUCGUCCGUAAUCGGAAAGCUCUGAACCUCGCCCUGGACGCGACCCCCGCCUUCCUCCGCUCAAAAGAGGCAGAUACCGGGACCGUCAUCGACUACAGGAAUUGGCAGCUGGCACUCGGACGUCGAUUCAGAAGUAUCAAGAUCUGGUUUGUGAUGAGGAGCUACGGUGUCAAGGGCUUCCAAGACCAUCUCCGAGUCGGAAUCGACCAGUGCCAGCAGCUUUCCAAGCUCAUCACCGCUUCCUCCUCUUUCGAAAUUGUCACCCCCCCUUCGCUAUCCCUCAUCGUCUUCCGGCUAGGCGGUGCUGCGCUUCCUGCCGACACCCUCCCAGCGGAACGGAACCUGCUCAACACGCUGCUCAAUAAUCGCUUGAAUGCGCGGUACGAUGUGUUUCUCACGCAGACUAUGCUGCAUAGCGCAGAUCAGGAGGAUGUGUUCUGUAUCAGGAUUGCGCUGGGCGGGCGGACAACGACGAUGCAGGAUGUGGAGGAGGUUUGGGCGGUUGUUGAGGAGGAGGGCGAGGCCGUCUUGAAAGAGUGGAGAGAUCAGAAGGCUUGA